AUGAAGCUGGAGAGAAAGAAAACAUCCUUAUACCUUCUUGCACUGCACCUUGCUCUUGUGUUUGAAACAAUCACUUGUCAAAGACCCGAUGUCAUUGCCAGCGGUCAGACUCUUUCGGGCAACCAUACGUUAUCCUCCAAAGAUGGCACAUUUGAGCUUGGUUUCUUCACACCAGGUAAGUCCAGAAACUAUUACAUAGGCAUAUGGUAUAAAAAUUUUGUUGACAAAACUGUUGUGUGGGUGGCAAACAGAAACCACCCGGUCACCAAUCCUUACGAUUCAGAAUUAAAACUCUUCCCAGAUGGAAAUCUUGCUCUACUGAAUGAGUCAAAAAUUCGAAUUUGGUCCUCAAAUUCCACUGCAAGAAAAGAUAAUGCAACUUUAGCCAUACUUCUUAAUAAUGGAAAUCUUUUGAUCCGAGAUGAUCAAGAUAUUUCUGAUAUCAUAUGGCAAAGUUUCGAUUACCCAACAGACACUUGGCUUCCGGGUGGUAAAAUUGGGUAUAACAAAAGAAAAAAGGAGAAGAUCUAUCUUACUUCGUGGCGAAAUGCAGAAGAUCCUGCUCCUAGUGUUUUCUCACUUGAGGUGGAAACUAAUGAAACAAGUCUCGUAUUAGUUUACAAUAAGACUAAACAGUACUUCACUACUGGCUCAUGGACGGGAAGAUAUUUUGUGUCUGUUCCAGAAAUUCAGAGUAAUCCUUAUGUCUUAAAUUUCGGAUAUAUUUCUGAUGUCAACGAGAGCAAGUUCACUUAUGACCUUAUCCCCAAGACCCUCACGCGGUUUAUGAUCGACGUGACAGGACAGUUUAGGCAGUUUGCAUGGAGAGAAAAUUACCCAGAACAUCGAUGGGGAGGGAACUGGUUGCGACCAGAACAAUGUGAGGAUAUGAACCGAAGUUGGCUGAGAGUUGGGCAUUGGGAGAUUAUACGGAUGGGUGCACUAGGAUAUCACCUCUGCAUUGUAGUGAUGUAG
This is a messenger RNA of Daucus carota subsp. sativus, 975 nucleotides long. Its product is annotated as G-type lectin S-receptor-like serine/threonine-protein kinase At2g19130. Bases 1 to 975 code for a protein of 324 amino acids. The transcript is spliced from 2 exons. Gene Ontology annotation, biological process: recognition of pollen. Lineage: Eukaryota; Viridiplantae; Streptophyta; Magnoliopsida; Apiales; Apiaceae. The record is from RefSeq and is a predicted model, not a curated record.